AUGCAGUCCGCCACACACCGAGUCAACAGGAACAGCCUGUUCCUGACUCUGAAGCGAUACAGCUCGGCCGUCCGCGACAUGGAGCAGACCAUCCUCCUGCCCAGCCUGCUGCGGGACGUGCCCUCCGAGGACCCGUGGGACUGCGAGGCGGCAGAGGAAGCCUGCAGAGACCUGCACGCCAACUACCUGAUGCUCAAGGCCAUCAGGAACACGGCGGAGAGCAGCCUGGUUCCCCUAGAUGACCUCAAAGCCAAGAAGACCGCACUCGACAAGGCCCUGGAACCUCUUUUGGACGCUGAUCCCGAAGCCCUCUUCCACUUCCAUCUGAACGGACUGUUUUCUGUGAUGAGUGACCUCACCAAUAAGGCUCACAGCGUCACGGAGAAGUACCUGGACAUAAUUGGAGUGGCAAACUAA
Molecule: messenger RNA, 417 nt
Organism: Menidia menidia (Atlantic silverside)
Lineage: Eukaryota; Metazoa; Chordata; Actinopteri; Atheriniformes; Atherinopsidae
Source: the annotation of a GenBank genome assembly